AUGUUGCCAAAUAAGUAUACUUAUAACAAGUUCGGUACAAGAGCACCAAACUCUUCAUCAUCAUCAUCGUCGUCAUCUGAUAGGUUGAUGAUGUCAAAGAGAAGUCUGAGUGAUUCCAAAAGUAAAAGUCAUAAUGCAAUGGAAAUGGAUUAUUGUAAUCAUAUUUUACAUAGUAACAAGAAUAAGAAGGUUCGUCCUACUAAUAAGAGAAAUGAAGAGUUAGGGAUUCAAUAUAUUAGAAAUAUUAAUAAUCCAUUUGAAGGUUAUCCAAAAUUAAACAAGUUACAUCAAUUAAAAAGAAGUCAAAUGGUUAAACAUGCUGUCAAACCUUAUGGAGUUAGAGUCCCCACUAAUAAUAUAGUUCCUACGUUAUAUAAUUGGAUUGAAAAUUAUAAUCUCAAGUUUGAUGUUAUUAUGAUUGGAGCAUUAGUUGAAAAUCAAUUUAUUUUACCUAUAUUAAAUAAUAUUCCAUUUCAUAGAUUAUGUUCUAAACCGGGAUUUUUAUUUAUUUGGGCUACAACUCAAAAGAUUCAAGAAUUAACUAAUCUUUUAAAUAAUGAUACUUUCAAUAAGAAAUUUAGAAGAUCAGAAGAAUUAAUCUUUUUACCCAUUGAAAAGGAUUCACCCUAUUUUCCUGGUGAUGAUGGUGAUGAAUCGAUUCCUUUAUUUGAAAGACAACAAUGGCAUUGUUGGAUGUGUAUCACCGGUACGGUUAGAAGAGCCACUGAUAAUCAUUUAAUUCAUUGUAAUAUUGAUACUGAUUUACAAAUUGAAUCUUUCUCACCAAAUUCAACAUCAUCAAAAAGAAAUGUGGUUCCUGAUGCAUUAUAUAGAGUGGCAGAGAAUUUUUCCAAUUCAAAUAGAAGAUUACAUAUUAUUCCUUCCAGAACUGGGUAUGAUUUACCUAUUAGAUUAAGAUUAGGUUGGGUUAUUAUGAGUCCAGAUGUUAUGAUUAAUAACUUUAAUCCUCAACAAUAUAAGGAAGAAUUAUAUGCUAAAUCAUUAAUUCAAUAUAAAUCAACCACAUCAUCAUCAUCAAAUAUUACUAUCCCAGGUACAGUUAAUAAUCAGAAUAAUAAUAAUAUUCAAUAUUUAGUACCUCAAACUGAUGAGAUUGAAGACUUAAGACCAAAGAGUCCAGUCAUUGCUAGUAAAAGUGGAUAG
Molecule: messenger RNA, 1164 nt
Organism: Scheffersomyces coipomensis
Lineage: Eukaryota; Fungi; Ascomycota; Pichiomycetes; Serinales; Debaryomycetaceae
Gene: KAR4
Product: Kar4p
Exons: 2
Coding region: 1-1164 (387 amino acids)
Cellular component (GO): nucleus; RNA N6-methyladenosine methyltransferase complex
Molecular function (GO): mRNA binding
Source: RefSeq, a predicted model, not a curated record